AUGUUGCAAACGGAGGCGAUUACAACAGAAGGGCUGCGAAUUUGGGGCCAGGCCCCAGAUGAUCCCUUGCUUCCUAGAGUCAAGCAAGCGCUCGAGCUCUCUGGCCUUCACAGCAGAGAGCAGAUGCACUCUGACGGACACUGGUGCGGCGAAGUGAGAACCAACGCAACAACCACCGCAGAGCAUGUCCUGCUGUGCCAGGCUCUUGGCAUUGACCUUGACGCGGACCGAGAAGCAUUCAUCUCCGGGUUUCGUUCCACGCAGGGUGCUGACGGCGGUUGGAGUCUCGUCCCCGACCAUGCGGGUGAUAUCUCGGUGACAGUGGAGGCGUACCUUGCGUUGAAGAUCCUGGGGGUCUCGGAGGACGAUGCGGCAAUGCGCAGCGCACGAGACUUUGCGAUCACAGCCGGGGGUGUCGCCAGGGUCCGCAUCUUUACCCGCAUAUACCUCGCCAUGUUCGGCUUAUUUCCUUGGGCUGCUGUACCGGAAUUGCCUCCUGAGUUAAUCCUGCUACCUUCAAGUGUACCGGUCAGUAUCUAUCACUGGUCAGCGUGGGCGCGGGCCACUGUGGUGCCUCUUCUGAUUAUCUCACACCAUCGCCCAAUCUAUGCUCUUCCAGGUGGAAAGUCAACCUCAAGCAACUACCUGGAUGAGCUGUGGUGCAACCCGAAGGAUAAAAUGGUAGCAUACAAUCAUGAUCAACCGACGGCGUGGAGAUCCGACCCGUUCAUGUUGCUCUUCACUUUGGCUGACUCGAUCCUGCACCGCCUGAACGGGUUGAGAUCUUUGAAUCCCAUUCGCCGCUUUGCACUUCGAAAGUGCGUCGACUGGAUUCUGGAGCAUCAAGAGGAUAUGGGAGACAUUGGAGACAUUAUGCCGCCGCUCCACGGAGCGAUCCUUGCCCUGAGCCUUGAAGCAUACCCCCUGCAUUCGGACCCAAUCCGCAGGGGCCUCGAAGCCAUUGAACGCUUCGCAUAUCGUGACAAGCAGGGGAAAAGAAUCCAAACCAUCGUCUCUGCAUGCUGGGACACCAGCUUAAUGCUUAUUGCUCUCGGCGACGCAGGCAUGGCGUCCAGCCCGUGGCUGACAAGCUCGUUGGGAUGGCUGCAGCAACAUCAGAGAUUGGGCAACUACGGUGACUGGAAGGUGAUCAACCCUGCGUUAAAGCCCGGCGGGUUUAGCUUCGGGUAUUUCAACACCUGGUACCCUGAUGCGGAUGAUACGGCAUCCGCCGUUCUGGCAAUGAUUCGGCAGGACGAGCGGCUGGUUUGCUCUGCCUCCGUUUUGGAUGCCCUGAAUUGGCUUCUCGGGAUGCAGAAUACGGACGGCGGCUGGGGUGCAUUUGAUCGCGAUAAUAAUAACCUCUUUCUGAACAAGAUCCCGUUCAGCGAUAUGGAGGGGUUGUGCGAUCCCUCCACUCCGGACGUCAGCGGCCACGUCCUUGAGGCCUUUGGAGUUUUCCUAGCAGUCAGUGCACGGCAGGGAUUGCAGAAAGCAAAUGUCGGUGUUCUCAGCGAUCGCCUUGCGUCGGCCUCUCGACGAGCGAUAUGUUACUUGUCAGUCACGCAGGAACCAUCUGGCGCCUGGUACGGGCGCUGGGGCUGCAACUACAUCUACGGAACGAGUGCUGUCCUCUGCGCAUUGGCGUACUUUGGCUCGAAGAGCGACACGAUGUCCAAUGCCAGGAGUGUAAAAGAUGCAGUCAACCAAGCAAUCCGAUGGCUGGAGAGAGUUCAAAACCAAGACGGUGGCUGGGGCGAGACCGUCGAUUCUUAUAAAUAUCCUUCGCGAGGCGGGUAUGGCCCGUCAACGGCAUCGCAGACUGCCUGGGCGCUUAUGGCUCUACUCCCAUACAUGCCACCGUCCACAGGGGCAAUCCAACGGGGGGUGGAGUACCUUUUGCGGACGCAGACGAGGACUUCUUCUCAGGGAGCUACCUGGCACGAGAAGACUUAUACCGGCACUGGAUUCCCAAAGUUUUUCUACAUAGGCUAUUCGUUCUACUCUCAUUACUUUCCCAUGAUGGCUCUCGGCCGGUACGCUUAUCCAUGCCCCGAGUGGCAGGAGAAUUGGCGGCCGAAGAAAGAGUAA
Molecule: messenger RNA, 2091 nt
Organism: Aspergillus viridinutans
Lineage: Eukaryota; Fungi; Ascomycota; Eurotiomycetes; Eurotiales; Aspergillaceae
Product: terpene cyclase/mutase family protein
Exons: 1
Coding region: 1-2091 (696 amino acids)
Biological process (GO): triterpenoid biosynthetic process
Cellular component (GO): lipid droplet
Molecular function (GO): intramolecular transferase activity
Source: RefSeq, a predicted model, not a curated record